Fusarium sp. VM40 is the source of this 891-nucleotide messenger RNA. Lineage: Eukaryota; Fungi; Ascomycota; Sordariomycetes; Hypocreales; Nectriaceae. The record is from the annotation of a GenBank genome assembly.
AUGCCUGGUCAACGCAUCAUCCUCUUUAUUGCUGCACAGGCUUUUUUUGCUGGACUUGCAUUGUUUCUUGCCAAUUCGCCGUAUCUCAACAUGUCCUUCUCACCGAACGCUAGCCAGCCAUGGGCAGAUGGACCUAUGAAGCUGGUGGCAACACCUCAAUAUGAGACUAAGAAGACCGACCUUUUCACCACCGGGGCUACUCAUAUGGCGCUUUUACACAACGCCAUCAUCCGUGGUUUCAAUUCCAUUUAUCUUCAGGCCCCUCAUGUCAAGGACGCUGACAAGGCCGACUUCAUUGGGUAUUCUCAGACCUGGUUCCGUUUCGUGAAGUCUCACCACGAUGAUGAGGAAGACAAUCUGUUCCCUAAGGUCCAAGAAUUACUUGGCGAUGAACAUGCUUGGGAUGAAACACACCAGGAGCAUGAGUCUUUCCUCGGCCCCCUCGCCGAAUUCAACACAUACCUCUCUAACCUCGCCUCUCCUGCCGACCUCGACGGUGCUCAAGUUGUAAAACUCAUGGACGCUUUCAAGAAGGACUUCGAGCACCACUUCCACAGUGAAAUCAUCACCAUCGCCGCUCUAUCAAACCACCCCAAGGCCCCCAAGGAAGAUAGCCCCGAGGGCGCUGCCGCCAGCUUGACGUUCAAGACAUGGGGAAAGAAGACAGUCACCAAAGCCGGUGUGCUCGACGUCGUGCCCUUCUUCCUAUUGAACUUAGACCGAACAGCUGAGGAGGGUAUGUGGGCCAAUUGGCCCCCAAUGCCUGCACCUAUCUCGUGGGGUCUGACAAAUAUCGCGGGUUCGUGGUAUGGGAAGUGGUGGAAGUUUUCGAGCUGUGAUUCCCAAGGCAAGCCCCAGGAGCUAUAUGCUCUUCGUGGCUUGAAGCAGUGA